This is a messenger RNA of Tigriopus californicus, 1904 nucleotides long. Its product is annotated as axoneme-associated protein mst101(2)-like. The transcript is spliced from 8 exons. Lineage: Eukaryota; Metazoa; Arthropoda; Copepoda; Harpacticoida; Harpacticidae. The coding region runs from base 144 to 1862 and encodes 572 amino acids. The record is from RefSeq and is a predicted model, not a curated record.
UUGAUUUCGCACGCGGAAUCCCCCCCAUCACCUUGAGAUUUGAUUUGUCUCUCGUGAACUUGCGGCGAAUCGAAAUCGUCUUGAAUUGGCCAGUGAGAUCAUCUCACGCACCGUUCCUCCAUCUCAUGGUCGAACGGCAAUGAAUGGGGACACACAGAGAUUGUCGAGCAAUUACAUUAAUUGUCACCUUUUUCCCGGCGAUCAUGGCUUUGCUGGCACGUCGUCUGAACAAAACCCUCACCAGGAGCUUGGGCAUCUGGAUGCUUUUUCUGCUAGCUUCCAUCCAAGGCAAGUCCGGCAAAGUGAGGUGCCUUAAAGGCAAGGUGGUCAAGGAGGAAUUGAUCUAUCCGUGGACGGAGAAAAAGUGCGACCACAUCUAUGAGGACGUGUGCGAAUUCGAGUACAAAAAACAGCCUGACAUUCGUUACGAGCAGGAGUGCAGCAUUGAGUACAUCGACAAAUGUACCACCGAUGUGAAGAAAAUCCCCAAGGAGCAUUGCACGAGUGUCCAAGAGAAGCAGUGCAAAAUCGAAUACGAUACCAUCCACGAGACUAAAUACAAGCAGAAGUGCUGGAAGGAAAACGAACAGAAAUGUCACACCGUGUACAAAAAGAAAUGUCAAAAUAGCUAUGAUGAGGUUCCCGAUCACGUCUGUAACACGGUUUAUGAAGAGAAAUGCGAAGACAAGCACGAAACCAAGUACGAAACCAUUUAUGAGAGCCAAUGCCACACGGAAUACGAGAUGAAGUGUGAGGAAACCUACGAAGCUCAUAUACCCGACAAAAAGAACCCCGAUUACUCAUCUUCAUCCUCUUCGUCUUCAACUUUUCCCAAUUUCGGAAACGAACGUCCGUCGGGUUCGUCGGGAAAUUCAGCGACAAGCUUCAGUUUGGGAGGCCUUAUGCAAACGUUUACGAAUUCUCUCACCAGACCCUUUGCCAACGGCUUUUCGAAUGGUUUUGGUUUUGGACGGAACAGGAGGAAAGACAAGAAGCUGAACAAGACGAAUCAUGGGGAGAGAUCCCGAAAAAGGUCAAAAGAUCGACAACAAAAACGACCAUCUCAAGGCAGAGAGAAGAGAUCGUUCUCGAACCUUAAGCCUCUGUUCAAGGCUAGUCCAGAGGAUCCCUUGGAAGUGCUGGAAAAUAGCACUUCCGUGGAAGUGGGUGCCAUGGCAGCAAGAAUGGAUCUAGGGCGGAAAAGGGACAGAAAACCGAACCUCAGAAAAGUCCUCAGGCGUAAGCGACCACGACGAAGGAAACCCCAAUUUGAACGGAAUCGAUCCGUACUAAAAGAUGGCCGAGGAAAAGUUUCAGCCAAGGAAGGCGAGAAAUUCAAGGGAAACCCCCAGGAUUCCUUGAGACGUUGGGAAGAUCAGGGUUACAAGGCUCCCAAAUGCAAAAGCGUUCCCAAGAAGACUUGCCAACAAGUCCCCAAGGAGGUGCCCAAAGAAUACUCAUCGAAAAAAUGCCGUCAAGUACCCAAGGAAACUUGCCGGGAAACGUACAAGCAGAUCAAGAAGCAGGAGUGCAAACAGGUUCCACAACAAAAGUGUCGGAAGGUUCAGAAGCGCAAAUGUCGAGACGUGCCUCGGCAAGUACCCAAGAAGAUCCCCCGGCAAAAAUGCUGGACGGUGCCAAGAAGGAAAUGCCAUACCACUUACGAUCAGAAGAAGAAGGAGACUUGCAAACAAAUCCCACUGAAAAGAUGUGCCAAGGUGCCAAAAGCGUACGAAAUCGAGGUUCCGGUGAAAAAAUGCAAGAAAGUCCCCAAAGAGGUGUGCUAUGAAGUGGGGGUGGGGAAACCCAAACGUAUUCCUCAUUUCAGCCCAACCACGCUCUGUCGAAUCUCCAGACGUUAAACCAAACCAAAGACAAGACAACGCUCAAACACUGAUACUUUU